AUGUUUGAAAAGAGCUCUAUACUCUUUAAAAGAGAUUCAACUAAUGAUUAUGUUGUGCUGCCUUUUGGAGUUAUUAGGUCCCCAUUCAGGCAAGCUGAAGCAGGCAUUGCAAGGGCCUACUUCCCUCUUUAUUCCCGUUCUUCAAAAUCUGUCGUGGGAUUUGACCAGCGCCAGCUUACCAUGCUUGGUGUUGCCAAUGAUGCUGGUGAGAAUGUCGGGCUCAUUCCUGGUAGAGUGGUCAUUGCUUGCAUUGGUUUAGGUGUUUUGAAGAGAAUUUUGACGAACUUAGUGGAUAAAGUUCCAAUAGAUUUGGCUUUUCCGGGGUUGCUUGGAAGUCUAUGGCUCGCGCUCUGUGUUGCCGCCAAUAGUAGUGCUUGGUUGAGCACUGUUGUUCUUGUAACCAACAUGAGAAACUUUCCUAUUAGUAGAGGCACUGUUGCAGUAUUUACUAAAAUUUAUAGUACUCUGCUCCGCAAUUCCUCCUCUAAGCUUCUGAUGUUUCUUGCACUUGGAAUUCCUAUUCUAUGUUUCAUAGUCAUGUAUUUUGUAAGAGCUUGUACUCCUGCUUCAGGUGAAGACUCUUCAGAACCUGCCCACUUUCUGUUCACUCAAGGAGCUCUUAUUGUACUUGGUUUAUAUGUUCUAACAACCACAGUGUUGGAUCACAUAUUUCUUUUCAGUGCUCUGAUAUCUAAUACCUUUCUUGUUAUAAUGGUUGCCCUACUCAUGGCUCCGUUUGCAAUACCGGGGAUGCAUCACACGAGAGUCAGUAAACCAGGGAUGCAUCACCAGCCAAUUAAGUCCUCAGACUGCGUGAUACUAGAAGACAAUGCAGACAAAACCAAACCGGAAAACGAUGAGGCAUCUGAGGUGGCUAUGCUUCUAGCUGAGGGUGAAGGGGCUACGAAGAAGAAGAGAAGGCCCAAAAGAGGGGAGGAUUUCUGGCUUCUUUUCUGUGUAUACUUUGUGGGUGUUGGAUCUAGGGCUAUGCAUAUGAUACUGAGGCAGCAGAGCAACCAUAGGUGGAGUAUGAUACUGACGACCAAAUAUUCAAGCAUCUCCUGCUUGGGUCCAAAUUGCUUCAGUCACACCUCCUUGGUUCUGGCUGAUGUCUGCGGCUGCCUCAAACUUCAAGCCACUAAGCUGCUCAAGGUGGAGUAUGAUAAGUUGAGGCCAUGGGAAGUAUACAAUGCAAUCGAUGAGAAUAGCUAG
Dovyalis caffra is the source of this 1212-nucleotide messenger RNA. The record is from the annotation of a GenBank genome assembly. NCBI's taxonomy places the organism in Eukaryota, Viridiplantae, Streptophyta, Magnoliopsida, Malpighiales, Salicaceae.